Hippopotamus amphibius kiboko is the source of this 1604-nucleotide messenger RNA. It is a transcript of the gene MISO1, whose product is annotated as chromosome 6 C3orf33 homolog. The record is from RefSeq and is a predicted model, not a curated record. The coding region runs from base 18 to 590 and encodes 190 amino acids. Lineage: Eukaryota; Metazoa; Chordata; Mammalia; Artiodactyla; Hippopotamidae. The transcript has 5 exons.
UCGCGGGAGGCAGGAACAUGGCGGGGAGGCCCGCGGUCCCCGCCACACCGCCGCCGGACCCGGACCGAGCGGCGCCCAACGUGGUGGCGCGGAUCUCCCGAUGGGCAGAUGACCACCUGCGUCUCGUCCGGGUACCGCAGCCCCGCCGGCCGGGCAAGAACCUCAGCACCAUAAUGGCCGUAGCUGGAGUAAUGUUACUUCUAAGAAGUGUUCGACUGACAUCAAAAUUCACAAGUUCUUCAGAUAUUCCAGUAGAAUUUAUAAGAAGGAAUGUUAAACUACGAGGACGACUACGUCAAAUAACCGAGAAUGGUUUAGAGAUUGAACAUAUUCCCAUUACUUUACCUAUUAUAUCUUCAUGGAGAAAAGAGCCGUGUGGUGUUUUGCUGGUUAAGUUGGCUGGAGUAGAACUCACUGAAACUGGGAAGGUGUGGUUACAAAAAGAGCUAAAACCUUCCCAAGUGCUAUGGUUCCAACUUCUUGGAAAGGAGAAUUCAGCACUCUUUUGCUACCUUUUGGUGAAUAGGAUGGGACUCUGGGUAACCAAGUGGAAGAACCAGUAUUCAAGCCCAGCUCUUCCUGGCUCCUGAGCCCACACUUCGCCUUAUCUGUCUUUACCUUAUGCUAUUUCCUAGAAGGUGACCAAACUAUACUUUAUGCAUAUUUUGGUAAUUUACUUCUCCUGUUGAACUUUACUCUAGUGUGAGGUUGAAUUUUAAUUAUUCUGAUGUUAGUUCAGCUCAUCUGCUUAUCAUCAUGUACCAAAAGUUACUGCAUUUAAAGGAUCAAAAGGUUACUUUAUUCCUUCAGAUAGUCUUAGAAAAUGUUUCUUAAUAUUUAAACCUUUAGUUUUCACAUUAAAAAAAUUUGUGAAUUACUUGUCUCAUGAAGCUGUAAAAUUACUAACAUGUUGUUAAAAUUAAUCUUGUUAGGUUAAAAUCCCACAAGCAUUGUAGAAAUGGUUAAUAAGCAGGAUCUCCUUUACUCUGUAAAUUAGUGAGAAAAAAAAUCCCAUUUAUCUGGUUUCAUUAGGCAGUGAGGUGUGAAUGAAGUCCUGAAGGAUGAAGAUUCUAGGGCAGGACUGUUUUUAUGUUCAUUAUUUUAUGGGACAUCUUUUAUAAAGAUAUUUACAUGCCAGUGCCUUCAUACACACUGGAAUUCUGAACCUAAUUUAAGAGUUUAGUGGUGAUUCAGUUCAUUUUACAUUUGUCUACUUUUUAGUUUCAUUAGUUUUCUUUAGUUUUUUUUUGCUGCGGCUCCUGUCAUUUUACCUAUCAGGCAUGUGCUCCAUUCCUCCUCCAAACAACACCAAAAAACCCUAAAAAAACCCUUUUCAUACUUUUUUGCCUCUACAUGUUUUUGGGUUAGGAUACCAGUGAGCCUGUGGAGAACUGUAUGUUAUGAAAAGAGUCAAUUGUCUCUUCUAGUAAUGAAAUCCUUAGAUUUAGCAUUAGCUGUUUUAACCUCUUAAGGACCCCUUUGCAUUUAUAUUUUUGACUUUUCCCUGAAGGACUCAAGUUGCGGAAUGACUGAUUUUAAAGUAAAUAAGGUAUAGUGGCUAUAAUAGUAAUUUUAUUAAAUAAUUGGUUUGUGUUAUUUUUUUA